CUUAUGUAGAUCUUCUGAAGAGUUAUGUUAAACAGCUUGAGAGAUGGUCAAAUUAAUUAUGGAACUACAAAUUGCUCAUCUGCAUAUGUUCCGCCUCAUAAUGUCGUCGCCCCAAUCCAUCAAAACUCCCUUAUAUCAACCGAACCUACUGCACCGGCGGUAUACCCAUGGAAUUCAAAUCCUCGACUUGACCACUUGUACGGCUUUCAUUCUAGAUAUUAUAAUCUCGACUUUCCUACUCCGUACCCACCAGCUACCAAUCAAUAUGUACCUGCAAAUAUGUACGGGCAAAACGUGCCUCAAUGUUGUCAACCAUGUUGUCGACUCAGGUCUCAAAAUAUACCAAAGACAUCCCCACCACAAGUGUUAUACAACCCCAUUCGACCCGGUCAGCAACUAAACAGAUCUUAUAAAUCAAAAAAGACUUUAAAAACACCGUGCUCCGAACAGUUCCUACCGUACAUUCCAAAUGAUUUACCUGUUAAAUAUGAUACACAAAACUGUUAUCAGCAAAAGUACAGCAACUCAUAUUUAAACAAUACAAAUUAUUGUCCUCCUGCUAAUAACUUGUGGAUUCCCCCUGCAGCCAAUCCUACUUGGCCUACCGAUAGAUUACGCCCUAUAAGUCGCUAUUCCGGUAUAGAAUCACAUGAUUACAGUAGAGACAAAAAUUACCAAAGAUUACCAAAUUAUCAAAGCAAACCGUAUCCAAAUUCUACGAGUAGCACUCAUAAACCUUAUAACUACAUUCCACCUAUACCCGAUGUACAUGACUAUCGGUCUUCGAUUUACCAUAAUCCAUUGAAAAACAAUACACCUGAGUAUGUAUCUCACGAACAAAAUUCUAGACUACCUAUUUCAUCUCAAAAUAAUCAAAAUUCAUCAUCAUAUUUACAACAAUAUUAUAAUGAUCAACCAAUGCAAUCUUAUCCAGAUGUACAAAGACCGAGUGAACCAUUUAGACCAACGCAAAUCACGCCACAAAAUUCUACUAAGAGUAAUUUGAAUGUCAGAGAAUUUCUAGCUACUUGGGACGAAGGAGAAGAAGAAACCAAUGAAAAGUCGUAUGAGGCUGCUGCACCAAUUGUAGUACUUGACUGCAUGACACUCGAAGGUGAUGCAUUGACUAAGAUUCAAGAAAAAUUAAAUGUUGUAUCUUAUGAAAACUUAGAAAAAGUACUUAAAGAAAAUCAAAACCCAUUAAUUAUUAAUACUGAACCAAAUGAAAUAGACUAUAUUAAUAAUAAAGCAAAAUUACCGUCGAAAUCGAAUUUCGAACCCCUAGACUACACGAAACGAGAAACGGGAAUCAUUAAACCAUUUAUUAAUGAAAAAAAAACUUUGCCAGAAUCAAAUGGAGAGCCUGAAAAAAGUUAUAGUGUUAAUUUUGAUGGAAUGGUCGCUUGGUACGGUAAAAAGAAUACUGAUAUUUCAUCUACAGAUCUCAUUGAAAGAUUAGCUGACAGAAUUUUCAAUCUCAGUAAAUCACAAGAAAAUGAUGGUGUAUCUUUUGGCACGGCAGCAUAUACCGGACAAAUAACUCAAACGAAUCGAUCUAUUGAUAACUCGAUCAAAGAUUCAUCAAAAUAUACACAAAGUCAACAGAUGUUCAAUUUACAUCAUACAGACAAAUAUAUUGAACCGUCCGUCAUAAAUAAAAUUGAUUGUAAUAAUGAUUCUACUCCUAGAAUCAAUUCUUGUAUUUUAAACGAAAGUAAUAAAGCAUCUACUAUUAAAUCUAACCACAUGAAUUCUUCGUGUAUUGUAGAAAAUAUAACCAAAAAAUGUUUGAACGUUACCAAUGAAGAACCAACACCAUGGAACAUCGAUCAAGGAUCUCAAGAACAGAAUUUAAAUAUGUCUUUAUAUGAUCACAGUGUUACUAUUAAACCGCUAGACUUUUCUUCUCUUACUGAUGAAACUAAAGGCAAUCCUUUCGUGUUUGAAAAGAAUCCGUCUAGUGUUGAUAAAUCUAACAACGGAAAUGAUGAAUUUAACAAAGUAUUAAAUGAAAACAGUAACUACAACUCCACGAUUUCUAAUGAUGAACCUUCAGUACAUCAAAUGGAUUCACACAAUAGAAGUUUUCCAGUUAUAGUAUCACCAAAUAUCCACAGACAAGAGUACAACGGAUUUCACGAAAGUGUCAUUCAGAGAACUGGUUGUGAUAAAAAUAAAUUUGAUAAAGUACCGACGCAAACCGAUUUUGAAAGCAUGAACUGGAAUAUAUCAAAUGACUUGGAUAAAAUUAUGAAAAAUACCAAUAUGAAUAUGGAAUCAUCUUGUUUGUAUGAUAGAAAUAAUUAUAACAUUUUAGAUAAUAUGAAUUCGGACAAAAACGUUUCGGCCCAAUGGAAGGAUAACGUGCCAUGUGUUGAUUUGACAGUAAACAGUAAAGCUAAUACUAAUCAUGAUUCGUUUUUUGACAGUUGGAAUUUCAUUGAAAGCUAUGAUAACCAUUCUAGUAAAAAAAUCAAUAACCCAUCUACUAAUCAUAGUGAAGUUCAUAAUCAGUUAUUUUCGAAUCAAAUGAAUUCUCUUGUAGAAUCUAAUAAUAAAAUAAACAUUUGUAGUGAAAAAGUUGAAAACGAAACACUAGCCACUAUAAAAGAUUUACCUUUUUCAAAACCUAGCGAUAUGAAUUCUAACAACAAUACGCGUUCGCGAGAUGUUUUCAACUUGAAUAAUCGAAUACCUGAUUUUAGCGAUGGGUUUGAGUUGCCAGUUAUAAAUGAACCACAUGAAUACAUACCAUUUAAGAAGCCGACUAACGAUAGCGAAAAUAGGACAGAUGGUUCGAUUUUCGAACACUUUACAGAAUCCAAGUGUAUUAGAACUACAAAUGAAAUGACAAAUGUUAAAAAUGAUCAGAAUAAGUCUGAUAUUGUUGGAUUACCAAAUUUUAAAGAUAAAGAGCCAUUAGCUCCUAUGGCUAUACCGCCUAAACUUAACGUUGUAAAACCUAUUAUACGAGACCCAAAUCAGAUGUACACUGUUAUUAAACAAAAGCUAAAAUACGAUGAUUUGAAUAUCGUUAAUGAUAGAAGGGUAAUAUCAAAUAAAACUGGACAUGGUAUAAAUGAUAAUCAAACAAAUAUUUUCAAUAUGGCCGAUUUGAAAUCGAAGUAUAAUAAUGUACAAUUAAAUCAAUUUGACGUUUGGUCAGAAAAAUUUGUACUUAAAGGUGAUUUGAAUCGUUCUUCUAGUGCUGUUGUACAGUGUGAUGUAGAAAUAACGCAAUUUAAAAGCACGCCUGAAAAUCUCAACACAUUUAUGUCGAAGUCAAAAAUAAAUGAAAAUUAUCAGGAAAAAAACACGAAGUUAUCAGAAAAUACAAAUGGUAGUAAUUUAACUACGAAUAAAAUCCAUAACACCGAAAAUGAAAAAAUUAACUCUACUGAUUUUUUUCAUUGCUUAGAAAGCACGAAAACUGAUGAUCAGAAAUAUCGAGAUACUUUGGACGAAUUUGAAACUUCAUUUGGUUUUGAUAUGCAUUGUAAUAAUGAAUCAAAUAAAUCUUUUAAUGAAGUUAUUGUUGAUAAAUGUUUAGAGGAAAGGAUUCAAGAUCAAAUUGGUGAACAUACCAUUAAUAAUACAGCUAAUUCAAAUAGCACAUCUAAUAACACUCGAUUGCCUUUUGAAUGUGAUUUUCAAUCAAACUAUUUAAUUAAAAACUAUUUUGAUGAAAAUAAAAGUAAAGAUGCUGUAUAUGAUCAAAAACAAAUCGAUGGCCAUGAAAAAUCAGUUCCAACGGUUUUUAAUUACGAUAGCGAAAUUCAACAUGAUUUUCAACUUCAAAGUAAUAAAAAUAUAAGUUGCAAUCAAAGUUCUGAAAAACAAUCAGACUGUAGCAUUUUAAAUGAUAUAAAUCGCAAUAUUAAUCUAAUUCGAAGUAAUAAUGAAAAUUGUAUAGAUCAACAUAAAUCAAAACACUCAUUUGAUUCAAUAGAAAAAAAUACCAAUAAUGGCAAGACAUCCAUGUCAGAAAAAAAUGUUGAUUGUUUAACUAUUGAAGACCGUAAUUUUAGGUUUGAAGAUCAAGAAAAAAACUUAUUAGAUUUAACAAAUUCUAAAAGAAUUAUUGAAUGUGAUUAUCCUACUGAAGCUACUGAAGUUAAUAAAAUAAAUGGCGAUAAUUCUAAUGUAUAUAAAAUAACCAAAACUUCAAAACAUUCGAAUAUUGAUUUUGAAUUAAAUAUUGAUGAUACAAAUAUUUUUGAAUCUAAUUCAUCCACUAUAAUUAUAGAAAAUGAAAGAGAAACUAAUGAAUUAAAAAAUAAUAAAAAUAAUCUUGAAUCAACAUUUCAUUCGGAAACAGUAAAAAAUAUUGAACACCAUAUUAAUAGUAAAUGUAUUUUUGAAUUGGAAAAUAAUAAUAAUGAGAAGUACCAAACUCAAAAUUUGGAAAAAAUACAUGAUUUUGAUUUCGAAACAAAGAUUAUUCAAAAUUUAGAAAUGGAAUGUUCCAACGUUAAUGUUCACGUAUCGACUAGUUCAAAAGAAACCUAUGAAAAUAAAAUAGACUCCGUGUACGAUUAUAAAGUUGUCGAUAAAGGUAAUAAUGCACAAAAUGAAAUUAAUGCCAAACAUUUUUCAAAUAAUCCUGAAAAAACUGAAACUGAAGAAACCUUAAACUUGGGUUGUAAUGAUAGUAUAGCACUGAAUGAUGUAAUUGAUAGAGAACAAGAUAAAAAAAAUAUAAUCGAUCAUGUUUUUGAAGAUUGUAUAGCAGAAAAUAAUAAAAAAGAAAACCUUGACUCUGAAGUACGUAAUGAUGUCCAUAAUGAAAAUACCGAAAAAAAUAAUCUCAAAAAAUUUGACACUCAAAAUAAUUCUAAUUUCAGUAAUAACACUAAAGUUCAAAAUGUUUUUGAAAACGUUUAUGACAAUUUUACAAAUUUCAACAUUGAAAAAGAUAACUUAAAUACUUCCAAAAAUUUCUGUCACAAUGAUGAUAAAUGUGCCGUCCCUGAAAGUCAAGAAAGUAUUGAAGACCAAAAUUUAGAAAUUGAGAAUACGGAAACAAGUUUUGGAAGUGAUAUGGAAAAAAAAACGGACGAAACAUUAAAUAAAUCAAACAAUCUACUUCAUGAUAAUUCAUAUGGAUCCAUAAUUACUGUUUCGUUGUCACAACGUGAAAACGAUUUGAAAGAAGAAACCAACAAAGUUUUAACAACAAAAGAGUGUAAUUCAAAAGAAUCGAAUGAAUAUACAUUUAAUAAAGAUAGGUCAUUUUUAGAUACUUCUAAUAAAACAGUAGAAUAUGAAGACACUACCAUGUUGGAAGAACAACAGAACACUUACAUUAAACAAAACUAUAUGGAGUUAAUAAAUCAAAACAAUAUUCAAACUAUAAAAAACCAGGCAGUUGACAUAGUUCAAGGUGACGUUACAAAGAACACAUAUGAUAAUAUAAAAUCCGAUUUAUUAGACACUAUAGAAAAUACAAAAAAAACAUUAGACAAUAAUGACGAUAAUGAUAGUCAAAAUAAUUAUUCUAAUCGUAGUUCAUUAAAUAAUACUGAAUCAAUAUACCAAAAAUAUUCAAGUGAUAUAACUGAGCUUGAUAACUUGACAUAUUCAGAACCUAGUUCGUUAAAUCAUUUGGAAUUAAUCUGUCAAAGAUAUUCCAGUAACAUCGUUGAAGUCAAAGAAAAAAUAAGUUCUAAACAUAGUUCAUCAAACAAUAUUGAUUCAAAAUGCUAUCAGAAUUUGAAUAAUAUUGUCGAGGUUGAUAAUUCUAUCAAUUCCAUAUCUAGCUCAUUAAAUCACAUUGAAUUAACAUAUCAAAAAUAUUCUAAAGAAAUUUUUGAGACUGAAGUUGCAAAAAAAUCUGAAUCUUAUUCAUUAAAUUAUGUCGAAUCAACAUGCCUACACAGUUCUAAUUAUAAUAUUGAAGUUAAAAGUUCGGCCAACUCAGAAUCCCUUUUAUUACAUAAGCCAGGAUUAACAUGUAACGAACACUCUAAUGAAUUAGUUGAGCAUUCAACAAGUACAAAAGGUUCAAAAUUAUCAGUUCAUCAAAUAAAUGAUGAAUCUUGUAUUAAAAAUACUGUUAACUCAGAAAAUGUUGAUGAAGAUAAAAAAUCACCAAAAGUCAAGUUUGUAUUCAAAUAUCAUUGUAAAAGUAUUAUGAAAAAAAAUAUAUUUGAUGAAGAAGUCAAAAAAUCCAAUGUCAUUAAAGAUGAUCGAUUAAGUACUAGACAUAUUUUUAAAAAACGGAAUAAACUUUACAAACCAUGGAAAUUAAUUUAUAGAAAAGAAUCUAUUGGCAAACCUCGAGAAAUUGUAAAAAAUACUAUCGAAACGGAAUGUUCACUAAUAAAAAUUAAUGCUGAUAGUAUUACACAAAACUCAAAACUUCCUAGUUAUAUUGGCGAAGAAAAUAUACCUUUGACUGAGUUCGAUUCAAAACAGUGUUGCGACUGUGUAACAAAUAAACAGUGUAAGAACAGUGUAACAAAUGAACAGUGUAAUGAUAGUAUAGACAAUUAUAGUGUUGCGAAUAAACAGUGUAACGAAAAAUUAGAUAUUGUCGAUAAUAGUGCGUUUGUCGAUGACCAGCCAUAUGAAGGGUUUUCUCCUGAAUAUAUUUAUACACCAGUUCCGUCACCAUUCGACGAUUUUCAGUCAGAAACCUCUACACCUGAAUACUGCGGCGAUAAAGUGUAUUGGGACAAAUCUUUGGAAAAUGAAUAUAAGACUGUACUGCAUAAAACAAUAUCAAAACUAGCUAAGCAUCGAGUUAACAUUAGAGACAAAUUCAACAUUCGAUUAUUGGCUCGUAGAGUGAAUGGUAUGAAACUAAAGAAACGGCGUCGACGGCAACUUGGUAAAAUGAAACAUGUCGACAACAACCUUGCGGUCGGCAACAUCGCAAUCGUCGAAUGUCCCCCGAUCGCAGUAUUACGGUGGAACGUAAUGGCUGUGAAAACAGCGGACCCAAUGUGUAAAAUCAAAGUGCAAUUACCUUGGGGCAGAAUAUUUAAUUUAAACAACCAGGGAGCUGAAGAUCAGCAGAGGACAAAGGAUACAAAACUCGAGUUGGGUCCGGCUAAAGUGGAAGUGAGAUUGAGUCAAACACCAAGUGAGUGGCAAGUUGCGACUUGUCGGUCCAUAGUAUCGCCCAAGUCAGUGGUGAACGUCAAACGAUUAGUACUACAGAGAGCGACUAGCUCUGCAAAAGACGACAACGAAAUUUUUAGUAGCCCCGUAAAAGACUACGACGAAACGCGAAGCCCUGCAGUGGACUGCGAUGUAGUUAGUAAUAGUUAUGCAAAAGACGGUGAUAACUUUUUUAGUAGCCCUAAUAAGAAUUACAACGAUAGCUCUAGCAGUCUUAAAAGGGACUACGAUGAUAGUUACAGUGGUAGUAAUUGCAACAGCAGUAUUACUAAUAGCAAUACCAGUUCACAACAGGAAUGUUUUCGAAAAUUGCCAAAAAUCGUAAUUCGACGAAAUGGACAGAACAACAAUUACACUAGUUAUGUGAGUGGUAAUGGAUUCGAGGGGGGCGACGACAAUAAUGAUGACACUCCUCAGUUGAUGGUUCGGCUAGUCAGAGACCGAAAAUUGGACGAAAUGGCGGCAGGUGGGGUCACCACUUUGCACCUAGGACACCUUGUUCCUACUUCCGAAUCUGCUGCAGACACCCAUGGCGUGAAAAGGGCUCGAUACACUUAAGCUACCAUCAGAAAAAUAUGAAUAAAAA
Messenger RNA from Sipha flava (yellow sugarcane aphid), 7711 nucleotides. RefSeq lists its product as uncharacterized. The record is from RefSeq and is a predicted model, not a curated record. NCBI's taxonomy places the organism in Eukaryota, Metazoa, Arthropoda, Insecta, Hemiptera, Aphididae.